Planococcus citri (citrus mealybug) is the source of this 2763-nucleotide messenger RNA. Its product is annotated as signal transducer and activator of transcription 5B-like. Gene Ontology annotation, biological process: defense response; regulation of cell population proliferation; cell surface receptor signaling pathway via JAK-STAT. The record is from RefSeq and is a predicted model, not a curated record. The transcript has 12 exons. Gene Ontology annotation, molecular function: DNA-binding transcription factor activity, RNA polymerase II-specific; RNA polymerase II cis-regulatory region sequence-specific DNA binding. NCBI's taxonomy places the organism in Eukaryota, Metazoa, Arthropoda, Insecta, Hemiptera, Pseudococcidae. Bases 255 to 2270 code for a protein of 671 amino acids.
AUUCAAUUCCAUUCGUUCGUUCAUAUUCGCAACUCGCGUUUGUUCGCUUAAUUAGUUCGCUUCCAUUAUUCUCUACCGAGUAUACCUAUUACCUACAUAUUACCUAGUCGAGCCGCCGAGAGUGAUAUUAUGAAUGACGUUACUUUGCCAAUUCAGUUGAAAAAUUAGAUCUGUUAGACUGAACAAUAUCCUGAUAGUGGUUAAUACAAGUGUUAGUUUGUUCUGUUCUUACAUAAAUAUCACAUCAAACCGGGAUGGACCAGGAAUAUUCUGCUAUCAUAUAUGUACCGAACCGCGACCAGUGGCGCAACGACAUAGAAUAUGCCCGACUCUGGACCCACUUGAAUUCAGAUUGGGUUAAUAAAUACUUAGUUCAUUUCCGAAAAUAUCAGAGAAUUAUAGCACCCGAACUAGAAACCAGCCCGUGGGAUUAUUCAAUUCAAGAUUAUUGCGCUCAACUGAAUAACUGCCAACAAACUCAGCAGCGUUCAGAUCAAGAUCAACAGUUUCUUUACCAGAAAGAAGAAUUAAAACAAUACCAAGAUUUCAUCAUGGAGAAGCUAGAAGGCGCCCAUCUGUACGUUAAUAAUUUAAUCCACAAAUUAUACAACACAGAACUGUACAAUUGGGAGAGGAAUCAGCAAGCGCACGGAAAUGGAUACGAUUUGGAUUAUGGAUGUUUAGAUUUAAUACAAUCUUGGUGUAAAGAUCUAGUCAAAAUAUCUUCGGAUAAUAAGAAGCAGUUCGAAGAUAUGAAGCUAUUGGCUUUCACGAUUGCCCGAUAUAUUGGUGUAACAGAAGUUGUAAAUAACGUUAUCAUCGAAUUAGAUGGCCAAUUCACCAAAUUGACACAUUGUCUGAUGAAAAAUACUUUUGUAAUAGAACAACAACCACCCCAGGUGCUAAAAAUCGGCAAUAGAUUUUCAGCCAAGAUACGUUUAUUGAGUUUUGAGGGCAUAAUAAUGAAGAGUCCUUUUCGGGUCAAAGUGUCCAUCCUCAAUGCACAACAAGCAGUCAGCGGGGUAAUUUUGAAUAAUACCGGAAUGAUGGAAUAUAACCAAGUCAAAAACGAAGUAUCGCUCACGUUUGACAAAAUGCAAUUACAAAGUGUAAAUCGAGCGGAAAGGAGAGGUUUAGAAUCAGUCACGAACGAAAAAUUUACACUCAAUUUUACUACAGCAUUCGAGAUAGAAGGCGAAAGUGGAAACGAAACUGUAAAAGUCCACACUCUAUCAUUACCUGUAACGGUGGCUGUCCAUGGAAUCCAAGAGCCAGAUGCUUGGGGCACCAUCAUGUGGGACAAUGCUUUUGCUGAGUAUCCUCGCAACCUUUUUACUGUACCAGAUGAAGUAAACUGGGAAAAAUUAGGUACCAUGCUAAACAUGAAGUUUGCAUCUGUCACCGGUAAAGGAUUAUCAGCCAAUCAUUUGAAGAACUUGGCUGAAAAAUUACUUGGGUUUCGAGAUGACGUCACUGAUGACUACAAUUCGAUGACAAUCUCCUGGAAAAAAUUCAACAAGGACAAGUCAGCGAUAUUGGAAAACGGAAAGGAGAAGAAGCUGAUCACGUUUUGGGAAUGGUUUUAUGCGAUCAUGAAACUGACCAAACAGCACUUGGAACCGUUUUGGAAAGCUGGGAAAAUCCAUGGAUUUGUGGACAAAGAACAAGUCGAAAAGAUGCUUAGCACAUGUCCCGAUGGUACAUUCGUACUAAGGUAUUCCAAUACCGUUUUAGGGGCAGUACACGUUGCCUGGGUUGGACCGGAUACUAACGGGCAGAAAGCGGUCAAAAUGCUGAAUCCGGUUACCGCCAAAGAUCUUGAAAUUCGUUCGCUAGCUGAUAGAUUAGAGGAUAUUGGGUACUUAACUCACUUGUAUCCUGAUAUACCGAAGCGCGAAGCAUUUAAUUGUACCCCACUUCCUGAUGUACCUAUUACUUCCCCCUAUGGCUACGUGCAGAUUAAAUUAAUAACUUUUGUGCCUGGGUUUCAAGGCAUAUUCAGUCUUUCGCUAGCACUUGCGCAAUGGUUGGAAAAUCCAAACUUCAAUAAGCUGCCGAAAAUUGGACCGUCAAACUCAUACAUUGCCCCAUCAACGCAAUCGACGUCCAAUUUGGGAUCUACAUUAACGCUGCCACCGGAAUCAAAUAUUAGCCCUGAUAAUAACGCCAUGGAUACGUCAGACGAACCACCCGUAAACAACUACGAGUAUGUGCCAUUAUUUCGGCAACUAGAUAAUUGCACCAGAGAUACUUUGAAUUGCGUCCAGUAGACAAAUUUUCAUAGGUACCCGGAUAUACACCGACAAUGUACGAGUACAUACCAAAUUUGGCUAUUCAUAGAUGCUAAGCUCAAAUAAAUGUGUUACCUAGGAAACUGAUGUAUUUUGAUUUGAAGUUGGUAGAUAUAAUUAUUUGAAAAAGUGUUUUACUUUUAGGGCUACGCCGAGUCCUCUAUUUCGUAAUUUUGUUUUCAAUUUUUUGCAGUUUUGAUAUACUUACCUACUAACUUGUAGGUAUUUUUUAAGUAAGUUGUUUUUUUUUUUGAAUUAAUAAUAUUUAUUCUAGAUAUUAUAAUUUUCUAUUUGUAUAUAUGUAUAGUAGAUACUUAUAAGAUGAUUUAAUAUAAAACUCAUAUUUCUUCCUGAAUUUUAGAUGCGUUUUAACAACGAUGUUUCGUAAAAAAAAAAAAAAACAAUACUUUUGUAACUUUGGUGUCUGGAAUAUUUUCUGGGCUAAAUAUUUGUGGUUGUGAUUUUCAAUUUU